This is a messenger RNA of Ramularia collo-cygni, 1251 nucleotides long. RefSeq lists its product as uncharacterized. NCBI's taxonomy places the organism in Eukaryota, Fungi, Ascomycota, Dothideomycetes, Mycosphaerellales, Mycosphaerellaceae. The transcript has 2 exons. The record is from RefSeq and is a predicted model, not a curated record. Gene Ontology annotation, biological process: carbohydrate metabolic process. Bases 1 to 1251 code for a protein of 416 amino acids.
AUGUUUCUCCACCAUCUCACAGCCCUCUUGGCCCUCCUCAUCACAACAGUCACAUCUAUCCCCGCAGACCAACAACUCUCCAAACGAGCAAAUGGCGCCCGCACCGUCAUGUACAUACAAACAUUUCGCACCACCUCUGGGGGAAAACUCUCCCUGCUCCCUCUGACUCAACAAAAGACCCACAUCACACACAUCUACCUCUCCGCCUUGCAUAUCAACUCCCAACCGGGAGAUAUCACCCUCAACGACCACUCCCCCAACGAUCCCAUCUACAACCCCGUCUGGUCCGAAGCCGCCCAACUGCAAAAACAAGGCGUCAAAGUUAUGAUGAUGAUGGGCGGUGCCGCCAAAGGAACCUAUCCCCGAUUAUGUUCCGGUCCGAAUGGAGGGAUUAAUGAAGCAUACUACACUCCCCUCCUACAAACCCUCCGCACCCACAAAAUCCAAGGUCUAGACCUCGACAUCGAAGAACCCAUCCCAGUCUCCUGCCCCUUGGCUCUACUCCGCCGUCUAAACAAAGACCUCGGACCCUCCUUCAUCCUAACCCUCGCCCCCGUAGCCUCAGAUCUCACGCCGCGAGAAAUCGGGCUCUCAGGCUUCAACUACAAAGACCUCGACCGCCAAGCCGUCGCGCCCAACAAACCCAACGGCAAACUAGUCAAUUGGUACAAUGCUCAAUUCUACAAUGGUUGGGGCGAUGGCAGUUCCCCAGCGGGAUACAAUUCCAUCAUCGCGAAUGGUUACGCCGCUUCGAGGGUUGUCAUGGGCGUGCUGGCGAAUCCUAACGAUGGGGGUAGUGGAUGGUAUGGCAUCGCGACGUAUUCCCGUACCAUUGCUGCUUUGAAGGCGAAAUAUGGAGGAGACUUUGGAAGUGUCGUGGGUUGGGAAUUCUGGGAUGCGGGCGAGAGGGAUUCUCCUGCUUUGAGGAAUUGGGAGUGGGUGAAGAUGGUCGGGCAGGGGAUUUUUGGGGCGAGGUCAGGGAGGGAUUUACUUGUAGGGAGUGAUGGUGAUGGUGGUGGCAGUGGGUCAUCAACGGAGGGAGCGAAUCAGGAUGUACCGGGUGUCGGAGAGGUUCCUUGGCCUGAUCUCUUGAGUGUUUUGAUGGGUAAGGGGGUGAGCGAUUUGGAGGGAUUGAGGGCGUUGAAUCGCACCGAUGGAGAUUUGACAAAGGCCGCGGAUUUGUUGGGCUUGGGGGAGUUGGUGGGCGAUUUAUUGGAUGGGCUCACGGAUAUUGUGGGUGGCAUUCUUUGA